AUGCGACAACCACUAGCGCCCAUUCCCUCGCCCUUUCAGUCUUCCAUUGCGAAGCCAGGGCAGGGCAAAGUCGUCCUCUCCCUCCUCCCACCGAACAAUCCCACCCUCACAACCCUCACCUACAAAUACCCAUUGAAGCUGGUCCCGCGCACCGGCGGCUUCGUUCCGUCCCCAGAUUCUUCCGCCCUCUCAGACACACGUCCCUCCAAUCCUGUCCACCUCUACCUCCUCACCUACGGCGGCGGGCUCCUACCAGGCGACCACAUUGAAGUAUCCAUCACGCUCGAGCCUAAGACGCGAAUGGUGGUAACAACGCCGCAAGGCAGCACCAAGAUCUUCAAAACAACCCCAAACAACAGCGGAACAGCACCAAAUGUAAUCAAAGGCCACCGGGAUCAAAUGCCCGCAAACGACCACCUCUCCGAUAUGAGCCAGCAAACCCUAGACGUCAACAUUGGCCGCCAAGCAGCUCUCUGCUACCUCCCAGACCCCUCCGUCCCCUUCCAACACAGCCGCUACGCCCAAGUCCAAACCUUCACCGUAGACGCCACCGCAAAAGGCACCGAGCGCAGCAGCCUCUGCGUGUUAGACUGGGUAACGCAAGGCCGCACCUCACGCGGCGAGGACUGGAACUUCCAGUUCUGGCGCGGACGCAACGAAGUCUGGGCCGAAGACGACAAAGGCAAACGCCGACUCCUCCUCCGCGACUCGGUAAUCCUCGACGAUGAAUCCGGAGACCUGGAAGACGACGACGAAAACGAAAACACAAGCUACAGCACCACCCAUACCGGUCUAGAAAAUCCCGUCGACCUGCCGCCGCAGGCGCCGGCUGGCCUAACCCCGCUGAAUAUCAUCGCGGAGCGCACGCGCCCGCAUGGCGUCGUCGGCACACUUAUCCUCUCCGGCCCUGUGUUCGAGGCGCUUGGUUCGUUCAUGCUGAAUCAGUUCCAGUCGCAGCCUCGCAUCGGCAGCCGUAAUUGGUCGGACCAUGCGCCGUCAUCGGUGCCUGAGCCUUCGAUUAGCCAUAAGGGUGAUGUUACGUGGACGGCUGCGCGGGUGCGCGCUGGCUUCGUGCUUGUCAAGUUCGGUGCUAAGGACUUUGAGACUGCGAAGCACUGGCUUGGUGGACUGAUUCGGGAAGAGGGUAGCGUUAUCCGCGGGUUCGGUGAAGAGGCGCUCUGCUGUCUAUGA
This is a messenger RNA of Penicillium samsonianum, 1191 nucleotides long. RefSeq names its product urease accessory protein UreD. The transcript has a single exon. The coding region runs from base 1 to 1191 and encodes 396 amino acids. The record is from RefSeq and is a predicted model, not a curated record. Gene Ontology annotation, molecular function: nickel cation binding. NCBI's taxonomy places the organism in Eukaryota, Fungi, Ascomycota, Eurotiomycetes, Eurotiales, Aspergillaceae.